ACAACAGAGUUGAGAGGAAACUUGUUUCGAUGAACUUGGGGUGUUGAGGAGAAAGAUUGGUCACUGGGAAAGGAAUGCAUUCAAUCAGGAACUUCUUCUGUGGCCGCUGGUCAUGUGACGUGCGUCUGGACGGUCAGACUGUCAUCAUCACAGGAGCUAACACUGGAAUCGGCAAAGAGACAGCCAGGGACCUGGCCAAGAGAGGUGCUCGCAUCAUCAUGGCGUGUAGAGACAUGGAGAAGGCGGAGGGCGCCAGGAAAGAGAUCACAGAAGAUUGUGGAAAUGAAAACAUUGUCGUUCACAAACUGGAUUUGUCUGACACCAAGUCUAUCAGAGAGUUCGCUGAGCUGGUUAACAAGGAGGAGAAGCAAGUCAAUAUCCUGAUCAACAACGCAGGCAUCAUGAUGUGUCCCUACUCUAAGACCAAGGACGGCUUUGAGAUGCAGUUUGGAGUCAACCACCUGGGUCACUUCCUGUUGACCUACCUGUUGGUGGACCUGAUCAAGUGCUCGGCGCCAGCCCGCAUCGUUAACGUGUCGUCAGUGGCUCACACCUGGACCAGCAUGAGACUGGAUGACAUCAACAGUGAGAAGAGCUACGACCAGGUCAAGGCCUAUGGACAGAGCAAACUGGCCAAUGUCCUCUGCACACGUUCACUGGCAAAACGACUGCAGGGCACCGGUGUGAGUGUGUUCUCCCUCCACCCGGGUGUGGUCCAGUCAGAACUAUGGCGACACCUGAACAAUCGUGUCCAGGUAGCGGUCAAAGUGUUCCGGCCAUUCACUAAGUCCUCUGUCGAGGGAGCUCAGACCUCCAUAUACUGUGCUGUGGAGCCAGGACUGGAGAAGGAGAGUGGAGGAUACUACAGCGACUGUGCGCCUGCAAGGUGUUCCAGGACAGCUUCGGAUGACGACUUGGCCCAGAAACUGUGGGAGCUGAGCUGUAAGAUGCUGGCCAUCACCUGGGAGUGAACACAAGACACGAGGCUGCAUCUCAAAUGGCCCCCUAGUCCUCAUGUAGUGCACUGAAUACAUUGUGGAUAUGGUGUACGACGUGGCUUUGGCCAACAGUAGUGCACUGAAUACAUUGUGGAUAUGGUGUACGACGUGGCUUUGGCCAACAGUAGUGCACUGUAUACAUUGUGGAUAUGGUGUACGACGUGGCUUUGGCCAACAGUAGUGCACUGUAUAGGCAAAAAUGCUAUUUGAUAUUUGCCCAGAUUUUUUUUACAGUUAUUCUAUUCUCACUAUGUAGAUUGCAAUAUGUUUAAAGCAUUACUACUACAGUUGAAGUUUACAUACACUUACGUUGGAGUCAUUAAAACUUGUUUUUCAACCACUCCACAAAUUUCUUGUUAACGAACUAAGGUUUUGGCAAGUCGGUUAGGACAUCUACUUUGCGCAUGACACAAGUAAAUUUUACAGCAGUUGUUUACAGAUUAUUUCACUUGUAAUUAACUGUAUCACAAUUCCAGUGGGUCAGAAGUUUACAUACACUAAGUUGACUCGGCCUUGAAACAGCUUAAAAAAUUCCAGAAAAUGUCAUGGCUUUAGAAGCUUCUGAUAGGCUAAUUGACAUAAUUUGAGUCAAUUGGAGGUGUACCUGUGGAUAUAUUUCAAGGCCUACCUUCAAACUCAGUGCCUCUUUGCUUGACAUCAUAUGAAAAUCAAAAGAAAUCAGCCAAGACCUCAGAAUAGAAAUUGUAGACCUCCAAGUCUGGUUCAUCCUUGGGAGCAAUUUCCAAACGCCUGAAGGUACCACGUUCAUCUGUACAAACAAUAGUACGCAAGUAUAAACACAAUGGGACCAUGCAACCAUCAUACCGCUCAGCAAGGAGACGAGUUCUGUCUCCUAGAGAUGAAUGUACUUUGGUGCGAAAGGUGCAAAUCAAUCUCAGAACAACAGCAAAGGACCUUGUGAAGAUGCUGGAGGAAACAGGUACAAAAGUAUCUAUAUCCACAGUAAAACGAGUCCUAUAUCGACAUAACCUGAAAGGCCGCUCAGAAAGGAAGAAGCCACUGCCCCAAAACUGCCAUAAAAAAGCCAGACUACGGUUUACAACUGCACAUGGGGACAAAUAUCGUACUUUUUGGAGAAAUGUCCUCUGGUCUGAUGGGGGAAAAAAAUAGAACUGUUUGGCCAUAAUGACCAUCGUUAUGCUUGGGUGAAAAAGGGGGAGACUUGCAACCCGAAGAACACCAUCCCAACAGUGAAGCACGGUGGUGGCAGCAUCAUUUUGUAGGGGUGUUUUGCUGCAGGAGGGACUGGUGCACUUCACACAAUAGAUGGAAUCAUGAGGGAUGAAAGUUAUGUGGAUAUAUUGAAGCAAUAUCUCAAGACAUCAGUCAGGAAGUUAAAGCUUGGUCACAAAUGGGUGUUCCAAAUGGACAAUGACCCCAAGCAUACUUCCACAGUUGUGGCAAAAUGCCUUAAUGACAACCAAGUCAAGGUAUUGGAGUGGCCAGCACAAAGCCCUGACCUCAAUCCGAUAGAAAAUUUGUGGGCAGAACUGAAAAGGUGUGUGCGAGCAAGGAGGCCUACAAACCUGACUGAGUUACAACAGCUCUGUCAGGAGGAAUGGGCCAAAAUUCACCCAACUUACUAUGGGAAGCUUGUGGAAGGUUACCCAAAAUGUUUGACCCAAGUUAAACAAUCUAAAGGCAAUGCUACCAAAUACUAAUUGAGUGUAUGUAAACUUCUGACCCACUGGGAAUGUGAUGAAAUAAAUAAAUGCUGAAAGAAAUAAUUAUCUACUAUUAUUCUGACAUGUCACAUUCUUAAAAUAAAGUGGUGAUCCUAACUGACCUAAGACGGGGAACCUUUUACUAGGAUAAAUGUUAGGAAUUGUGAAAAACGAGUUUAAAUGUAUUGUAUGUAUGUAUGUAUGUAUGUAUGUAUGUAUGUAUGUAUGUAUGUGUGUGUACUGUAGUUGUAUAUGAGUAAACGGACAGAAAAAUAGAAUUGUUGAGGAAUGAAUAAAGACUAGUUGUGACUCGUGUCUCAAAUCCUGUUCCCCACAUAGUGGCUACGUUUUGGCCCGAGCCUGGUGUAGAUGGAUUUGUCCUGAUUCAAAACUCUGAAAAUACAUCCUUUCUGUUUCUCCCUUUUAAGGCUGCAUUUACAAUUACUAGCAAAAGAGCUGAUCUGAUUUGCCAAAAUAUGUCUGUGUAAAUGCAGCCUCAAGAUCAAGGGCUCAAGAUCAAGCGUUACAGCGCGAUUCAUCUUUUAAAGGCAAAUUCUCCGCAUUCACAGUAAACGCUACAUAAGUAUGUUGUCUCAAUCAGAAGUUAUCUUUAAAUUUCAACUGUGCUACAAUGCAGAUCUUCUGCGCUACGGAUUGAAUUGAGCCCUUAGGCUGUGUUCACACAGGCAGCCCAAUUCUGUUAUUUUGCCCAGUUAGUGGCAAGAGCUGAUCUGAUUGGUCAAAAGACCAAUUAGUGAGUGAAAGAUCAGAAUUGGCUUGCCUGUGUAUAUACAGCCUAUGUUAUAUGGCAUUGGAUUUAAUUUUGUAGUACAUAUUAUUAAAGGUAUUGU
Messenger RNA from Oncorhynchus masou masou (cherry salmon), 3534 nucleotides. RefSeq lists its product as uncharacterized. The coding region runs from base 75 to 971 and encodes 298 amino acids. The record is from RefSeq and is a predicted model, not a curated record. NCBI's taxonomy places the organism in Eukaryota, Metazoa, Chordata, Actinopteri, Salmoniformes, Salmonidae. The transcript has 7 exons.